Schizophyllum commune H4-8 is the source of this 1195-nucleotide messenger RNA. RefSeq lists its product as uncharacterized. NCBI's taxonomy places the organism in Eukaryota, Fungi, Basidiomycota, Agaricomycetes, Agaricales, Schizophyllaceae. The coding region runs from base 132 to 1079 and encodes 315 amino acids. The record is from RefSeq and is a predicted model, not a curated record. The transcript is spliced from 5 exons.
GGCGCAUCGAUCGGUAGACGCGCUACAGUAACCAGGCACGCGUUCUACCUCACCCUGUCCUUCCCGCCCAUCUUCACUCGUAGGCUGUAUCCCAACCUGGACAUACAAGAGCACCUCAAAACGCCACAAACAUGUCUAUGCACCCUCCUCGCAAAGGGCCCAAGGUCCCUCUCAAGCUUCCCGCUUCGGCCUUCUCUCCUCCCAACUCGGGCACCGGCGAGAAGUUUCCCCUAGCACCCAGCCCGUCCGCUCUUCGUCCGAAGGAGAUCAUUGACGCCAGCGUUCCAGUCGGGACGGAUCUGUCCCUGAACGCAUGGAAGGAGAAGGCCGCAGGCGAGCUGCACGACCAUGUACAGGGAGCCAUCCUGUUUGCUUCCGAUGCUUCGGCAGCGAGCGCUGCUGCCCCAUCAUCGACGAUACCCAUUCUGUCGUUGGCCGUUCCAUUCAGCCUCGAGGACACCGAGCACACCCUCCCCUCGUCGAGCCUACCAAUGACUCUGCACACUGUGUACAAGAGCGCAUCUCCGCAAGCCCAGGAUGGCCUGCGGUGGGCGAUGCAGCAAGGCCGCCCCGUCGUGAUUGAUAUGGAGGCGGUUUUCGAGGACUCGGUGUGGGAAGGCUUCGAAGACGCGCUUGGGAAGUCUACGGCCGACCUCGAGAAAGUCCCGCCCAUAAUCCUAUCGCACCUGCUGCCCCCGAAGCACGACAUCGAGCUCCCCAUUGUGAAGCUCAUGAACCACCCCUCAUAUCGCGACUUCCAAGCGCAGGUCGCCGCGCUCUCGCUGUUCUCGACCGCGUCUGUGAACUUCCUUCCUCCGAAUUGGGAUGGCCCGACCCCGUACGAAGGUGACGCCGAUGAGAAGAUCAAGAGCGAGUGGAAGCGUAGAAUCAAGAUGUACUUGGGACCCGUUCUCGAGGCAUUCGGCAUCGAGAGGAUCAUGUUCGGGUCCGGCAAGUCUCCGUCGCCCGCGCUCUGGUAUGAGAUCGCGAGGGAGUCACUUGCUGAGCUGGCCAUCGACCAGGAAGCUAUUGACGCCGUGUUCUUCGGUAACGCGAAGCGCAUAUACGGAUCUCUGUGAUGACUUGUAUCUGCUACGACUCGUGUCCGUAGUAACGUGGAAUCUCUUUGUCAUUGCUUGUCGAGUACUUGUACAACAUAACAUGAUUGUGAAGUAGAAGGUCAUGUACCGGCUGA